Tricharina praecox is the source of this 465-nucleotide messenger RNA. RefSeq lists its product as uncharacterized. NCBI's taxonomy places the organism in Eukaryota, Fungi, Ascomycota, Pezizomycetes, Pezizales, Pyronemataceae. The coding region runs from base 1 to 465 and encodes 154 amino acids. The transcript is spliced from 3 exons. The record is from RefSeq and is a predicted model, not a curated record.
AUGGCCUUCGAUUUGCUGCUUAUCGGGUACUUGAGCUCGCUGGGGGGGAUUUGGGUCUCCUUCGGUCGUGCCCAACGAACGCCAGAGCCAGUCUGCGCACGAAUUCCUGGCAACUUUGCAAGUUGCAACCCAGAGAAAACACUAUCGCUAUCCAAUCCCGGCACCUACUCUACGCUGCUCUACCUGCUUUCCGUUGGCGCCAGGAACUGGUCCCGACCGCACAAUGAAGGUUGGCCAAUUGUACUUGAGUGGUACCUAGGAAUCCGCGAGCACCGCUUAUCCGUCGUCGUCGUCGUCGGCGAGUGUGGAAUUUGGAAUCCGGAAUCCGAGGGCAACAUUCCUCCACCGUUGUCCGUUGGCUGUCCAAUCGAUGUAGAUAGUACCUAUGCUGUGGAGGACGACGCCCGUCGCCGCGCGGAUUUCGGAAUAGACAGAUCGAUGGAGGAACGUCUCGUUAAGGGAUGA